Molecule: messenger RNA, 2672 nt
Organism: Neofelis nebulosa (Clouded leopard)
Lineage: Eukaryota; Metazoa; Chordata; Mammalia; Carnivora; Felidae
Gene: CCNDBP1
Product: cyclin D1 binding protein 1
Exons: 12
Coding region: 95-1330 (411 amino acids)
Biological process (GO): regulation of cell cycle
Cellular component (GO): nucleus
Source: RefSeq, a predicted model, not a curated record
CCGGGUCAGUGACUCCCGGAAGUAGAACGCCCACAAGCAGAGCGGCUCGGCAGCUUCCGUGGCCGCCUUUGGAAGUUCCAGGCAAUCUUCUGAGAUGGCGAACGCAGCCGCGCCUACAGCGGCGGUCCCCACCCUAGCUCCGCCUUUGGAGCAGAUCCGGCACUUGGCAGAGGAGCUGCGGCUGCUGAUACCUGGAGUGCGGGUCGGCGAAGCCCUGGAGACCACCAAGGAGUUUAAUCCUGAGACGUUUUGGAGGAGACUCAAUGAGGCAGCUGUGAACGUGUCAAGGGAAGCUACGACUCUGACCGAAGUCUUCUCUCAUCUUCCACUGCCCUCUCCACAGGAAACACAGAGGUUCUGUGAACAAGUCCGUGCUGCCAUCAAGGCAAUGAUUGCAGUAUAUUAUUCACUUCCCAAGAAUCAGGGAAUCACUCUGAGAAAGCUGGUACGAAGCACCACUCUGGACAUCGUAGAUGGCAUGGCUCAACUUAUGGAUGUGCUUUUCAUGACUCCAACUCAGAGCUCAGAGAACAAUGACCUUAUUUCCUACAACAGUGUCUGGACUGCAUGCCAGCAGGUUCCUCAGAUACCAAGAGAUAACAAAGCUGCAGCCCUUUCAAUGCUGACGAAGAAUGUGGAUUUUGUGAAGGAUGCGCAUGAGGAAAUGGAGCAGGCUGUGGAAGAAUGUGACCCGUACUGUGGCCUCCUGAAUGACACUGAGGACAACUCUGAUAACCACGGUGAUGAGGAGGAUGAUGGGUUGGGGUAUCCAAACAAUCGGGACUUAUAUUGGUCAGAGGAGGAUCAAGAGCUCAUAAUCCCAUGCCUUGCACUGGUGAGAGCAUCAAAAGCCUGCCUGAAGAAAAUCCGGAUCUCAGUGGCAGAGAAUGGGAAGAAGGAUCAGGUGGCCCAACUGGACGACAUUGUGGAUAUCUCUGAUGAGAUCAGCCCUAGUGUGGAUGAUUUGGCUCUGAGUAUAUACCCACCUAUGUGCCACUUGACUGUGCGAAUCAAUUCUGCAAAACUUGUAUCUGUCUUAAAGAAGGCACUUGAAAUUACUAAAGCGAGUCAUGUGACCCCACAGCCAGAAGAUAGUUGGAUCCCUUUACUCAUUAAUGCCGUUGAUCAUUGCAUGAACAGAAUCAAGGAACUCACUCAGAAUGAACUUGAACUUUUCCCUUUUGCAGAGAAAAUGAAGCCAUCCUUCAUCCUUGAGGAAUCUUCUCAAGCUCAUGUUCCCAUUCCCAACCCCGUAGACAUAGAUCUCUACCCCUGCUGCCACCUGGAAGAUGAAGUGUCCGCCCUCCCCAAGUUGAACCUCCACUUUUGAGGUCUGUGUCCCAUCCUGACCCCACUAUUGCCUGCUGUGUAACUUUGGGCAAAUUAUUUAAGCUCUCUGUCUUUGUCUCCUCAUCUGUAAAGUGGGGAUACCAGUGGUUGCUACCUCUUAAGGUUGUUGUGAGGAUAAAUGAUAUAAUUCAUAAUGUACACUUAACCCUAUGUUUGCCAAAAAUAAGCUACAGUUAUUCUAGUUGCCCCUCCUUUCCCCAAGGGUUGCACCACCAAUUUUAACCCAUCUUUCCUGAGGCUUCAGUCUUUCCCUCUCUGUUGAUUAUUUUCCUUAGCACGAAAGCAGAUUCUGCUCUCUCAUCUUAAACAAACAAAAAAACCCACCCUCUCUCUACCCAGUGCCCCUGCUGACAACCACUCAUCCUGUUUCCUUUUUCUGUCUGUUCUUCCAGGAAGGACUGGCACACUGUGUCUUGCUUUCUCAACUCAAUCAGUUUAACCCCUAGGAUGCUGUCCUUUGCCAUCACUUCUCAGUAAGACCACUCCCUCAGUGUCUACUUUUCAGUCUUGACAUUUUGUGGCUACUCUCCUGACCCUGCUGGGUGGUCCUCCUGUCUUUGACUUCUCCAUUCACCUUCUGCUCCUUCCCUGCCUUCCCCCUACAUGCUGGUGCUGCCUGCCUUCACCCUCUUCUCUUCUCACACCCCUUCUUCUACCCCCAUGAGCUCAUCGAUGCCCUGACUUGGCAGCCCCCUCUGUGCUGGGAUUCCUCAUCUGGUCUCAAACCAAGACCUUUAUUUUGAAUGCCAGGCUUAGGUUUCCAGCUGUCUCCUGGCCAUCUCUGGUUGUCUCAUGGGCUUUCGAACCCAAUGGGCCCAUACUUAUUCUUCCUCAUUUUCCCUAUUCUAGGGGUUCAUCCAAACUGAAAGCAACCCUCCAACCACCCCCCCAUACAUAUUCACAAGUCCAAAUCUAUCCCACCUCCUUAAUAUGUCUUCAUUUGAAGUGCUGCUACUCUGGUUUCUCCUUCAUUCCUUGACUUGGUUAUUACAAAACUUUCCAACUUCUGAUCCAGUGUUUCUCAACAUUACAUGCACAUUAGAGUCAUAAAGAGAGCUUUAUAAAAUGAUCCCAGUGCCAAGCUGCACACCAAAUCAAUUAUAUCAGACUCUGGUGGUGAGGCCCAGGCAGCAAUAUUUUUAAAGUUCCCCAGGUAAGGGGUACCUGGGUGGCUCAGUUGGUUAAGUGGCCAACUUAGGCUCAUGUCAUGAUCUCAUGGUUCGUGAGUUUGAGCCCCACAUCGGGCUCUGUGCUGACAGCUGGGAGCUGGAGCCUGCUUCCAACUCUGUUUUUCCCUCUCUCUCUCUGCCCACCCCCCCCCC